Molecule: messenger RNA, 744 nt
Organism: Cadophora gregata
Lineage: Eukaryota; Fungi; Ascomycota; Leotiomycetes; Helotiales; Ploettnerulaceae
Gene: LEA1
Product: U2 snRNP complex subunit
Exons: 5
Coding region: 1-744 (247 amino acids)
Biological process (GO): mRNA splicing, via spliceosome
Cellular component (GO): U2 snRNP
Molecular function (GO): U2 snRNA binding
Source: RefSeq, a predicted model, not a curated record
AUGCGUCUCACGGCAGACCUGAUCCAAUCUUCCCUCUCCUACCUCAACCCACUCAAAGAGCGGGAGCUUGAUCUUCGAGGCCAUAAGAUCCCCGCCAUAGAGAACCUCGGUGUCGCCGGUCCCCACGAUGCGAUCGACUUUACAGACAACGAUAUCCAAGUCCUAGGCAAUUUCCCUCUAUCAGCACGGUUACGAACACUGCUGUUGGCGCGCAACAGAAUCACAGGCAUCCAACCCUCACUCGCCAACUCGAUACCAAAUCUCACGACAUUGGUGUUGACGGCCAAUAACUUUGCGGAGCUGGCAGAUUUGGAUGUUCUUGCUACAUUUCACCACCUUACACAUCUAGUCUUGUUGGAGAAUCCCGUUACGAGAAAAGAGAACUACCGGUACUGGGUUAUCUGGAGAUGUCCAACUGUCAGAUUUUUUGAUUACAAAAAGGUUAAGGAUGUAGAGCGUGAGAAGGCGAAGAAGCUUUUUGGUACUUCUGCUGAGCCAUCUGCGCUGGCUUCGAAGAUUAUGGGCGUUAAGUCCAAGACCUUCGAUAUCCCUUCAGCGAACGGUUCAGCAGCUGUCUCAACAUCGAAGAAUUACCGCGUCAAGUUGACCGACAAGGAACGAAAGAAGGUGGAGGAGCUGAUUAGGAACGCCAAGAGCUUGCAGGAUAUCAUUCGCUUGGAGCAGGAACUAAAUGAGGGGCGUGUGCCGGCAGCUGCUCAGGGUGUAGAUGAUAUGGAGGAAUGA